Amblyraja radiata (thorny skate) is the source of this 5361-nucleotide messenger RNA. Its product is annotated as contactin-4. The transcript is spliced from 25 exons. Gene Ontology annotation, molecular function: cell-cell adhesion mediator activity. The record is from RefSeq and is a predicted model, not a curated record. Gene Ontology annotation, cellular component: axon; plasma membrane. NCBI's taxonomy places the organism in Eukaryota, Metazoa, Chordata, Chondrichthyes, Rajiformes, Rajidae. Bases 411 to 3500 code for a protein of 1029 amino acids. Gene Ontology annotation, biological process: brain development; cell-cell adhesion; axon guidance.
UUUUUUUCUCUCUCUCAAAGCCAUAAAGUGGAGGUGGGCUCUCAGCGUUGAGAGGGAGCAUCCGUGCGCAACCUGCGAUGCUGUCUGGACGCGGCGCCGUGAGCCCGUGAGACACCCCGGCGCAUUGAGCUGGAGCCCAGCAAAGCGGGGAGCCUUUAAGAAGCAAAACUCUAUUUGUGCCGCAGUGGGCUAAUUAGAAGGAAAAAAACCUGAAUGCUUCAAAGAGCCUUUGGAAGUCCAAUUGUGAAGUGCUCGGAAUACCAUACUGAUAGGAACCACUCCUCUCCACCAUGAGCAUCUUCUCACCAAUGCCAUAAAAAAGAGCAGGGAUUAGAGGUUGUACCUUGAAAAGGAAGUCUUCUAUUAACUGGUGAUUGCACGAGAGGCUUAUUUGCCCUUGGCAACUAAAGAUGAUGUUGCUAUGGAAACUGCUGUUACUGCUAUCAUUCAUUGGCUGCCUAGCAGAGAAUGGCAAGCCGCACGGGCCAGUUUUUAUCCAUGAGCCAGAUGACAUUGUGUUUCCCGUGGACUCUGAAGAAAGGAAGGCCACGUUAAACUGUGAAGCAAAAGGGAAUCCAACACCACAUUACAGAUGGCAAAGAAAUGGCACAGAUUUUGACAUAAGCUUGGAUUACCGUUAUAAUUUGAUUGGUGGCAGUCUGGUGAUCAAUAACCCAGUUAGGACUCAAGAUUAUGGAACCUACCAAUGUUUUGUAACAAAUUCGUUUGGCACAAUCGUGAGCAGAGAAGUGAAGCUUCAGUUUGCAUAUCUUGAAAACUUCAAAGGGAAAUCGAGAAAUAACGUGUCCGUCCGAGAGGGGCAAGGCGUUGUGUUGCUUUGUGGUGCUCCAUCACAUUCUACAGAACUGGAGUAUGCUUGGAUAUUUAAUCAAUUUCCAACUUUUGUGGAGCAAGACAAUCAUCGCUUUGUGUCUCAAAAAACCGGUAACUUAUACAUAUCGAAAGUGAAGGUUUCAGACGUGGGUGCUUAUAUCUGCGAGAUAAAGAACACAGUAACUAAUAAAAGAGUUCUGAGCCCACCCACUCCCUUGGUACUGCGGACUGAUGGGGUAAUGGGUGAAUAUGAACCUAAGAUUGAAGUCCGUUUUCCAGAAAUAGUUUUUGCAGCCAAAGGAUCAACAGUGAAACUGGAAUGUUUUGCUCUGGGAAAUCCAGUUCCCGCAAUCAGCUGGAGAAAAAUUGGUGGUUCAUUUUCUGACAAGGUCAAAGCAAACAAGACAUUCGGUGUGCUUGAAAUCCCAAACUUCCAGCAGAAGGACUCAGGCACAUAUGAAUGCACUGCUGAAAAUUCAAGAGGAAAGAACACAGCAAGAGGACAGCUGGUUUUUUAUGCACGGCCUAACUGGAGUCGGAGCAUAUCAGAUGCGUUUGUUCCCAUCGAAGAAAGUCUUCAGUGGGUUUGCAAGGCAAAUGGGGACCCGAAACCUUCACACAGAUGGCUGAAGAAUGGUGAACCCCUCAUGAAGGAGGAGAGAAUUCGGGUGGAAAAAGGAGCACUUACUAUCCCUGCUGUUAACUUGUCCGAUUCUGGCAUGUAUCAAUGCCUGGCUGAAAACAAACAUGGAGUAAUUUACCUCAGUGCUGAGCUCCGAGUUUUGGCAUCAGCUCCCGAUUUCUCAAUGAGCCCCUUGAAGAAAUUAAUAGCUGUUAGCGUGGGUGGUGAGGUCAUCAUUGAAUGUAAACCAAAGGCUUCCCCGAGACCAACCUUCGCUUGGAUGAAAGGAAAUGUCAUUCUGCAAGAAAAUGAAAGAAGAAUUAUCCUGGAGGAUGGUAGUCUCAGAAUAGCUAACGUGACAAAGAAGGAUGGCGGACACUACGCUUGCAUUGCUCGGAAUUACUUUGGGUCAUCCAACAGCACAGGAACAUUGAUGGUGAAAGAUCCAACAAGAAUUACCAUUCCACCUUCGGACAUGGACGUCACAGUGGGUGAAAGUACAAUCUUACCAUGCCAAGUCUCUCAUGAUCCUUCACUGAGUGUUGAAUUUGCAUGGUCUUUUAAUGGACAACUUAUAGACUUCAGAAGAGAUAGAGAUCAUUUUGAAAAGGUUGGAGGGCAGGGAUCCUCUGGUGAUUUGAUGAUCAGAAACAUUCAACUUAAGCAUGCCGGCAGAUUUGUCUGCAUGGUCCAGACUACUGUGGACAGUGCAUCAGCAGCAGCUGACUUGAUUGUCAGAGUUCCACCAGGUCCGCCAGGGGGUGUGAUAAUGGAGGAGAUCACAGAUACAACAGCUCAACUCUCUUGGAGCCCCGGUAUUGACAACCACAGCCCAAUCUCAAUGUACACUGUGCAGGCAAGGACUCCCUUUUCAGUGGGUUGGCAAGCUCUCAAAACAGUUCCUGACAUCAUUGGUGGUGAUGCUGUAACAGCAACUGUGAUCGACUUAAGUCCAUGGGUGGAAUAUGAAUUCCGAGUUGUUGCUAGCAACAGCAUUGGUAUUGGGGAACCAAGCUUGCCAUCUGAAAAAUCCAGGACGGAAGAAGCCCUUCCUGAAGUAGGUCCAGCUAAUGUAAGUGGGGGAGGUGGCAGCCGAUCAGAACUGGUAAUAACUUGGGAGCCUGUUCCGGAAGAGUUUCAAAAUGGUGAGGGCUUUGGAUAUGUGGUUGCUUUUCGACCGGCUGGGGCCACAAGUUGGAUGAAGGCGGCAGUAACAUCAGCAGAUGCAUCGAGAUAUGUUUUUAGAAACGAAAGUGUCCCACCUUUCUCUCCCUACGAAGUAAAGGUUGGAGUUUACAACAACCAAGGUGAAGGACCUUACAGCUCAGUAAUCACUGUGUUUUCAGCCGAGGAGGAGCCCACUGUAGCACCGUUCAAUGUCUCAGCCAGAAGUCUGUCAGCCUCAGAAGUCCAGGUUUUCUGGGAAGCUAUUCCUUGGGAGACAAACAAAGGAAAAGUGCGGGGUUAUGAGAUAUGGUACUGGACAGAUGAUGAAAAUGAAGAUGUCGCAAGCAAAAUGAUAUCAAAUGGAAACCACACGACGACAAAGGUCACAGGAUUGAAAGGCAGCACAUUUUAUUACAUGGUAGUCACAGCAUACAGCAGUGCUGGAACUGGGCCUGCCAGUCCUCCCGUUAACGUCACAACGAAGAAACCGCCACCAAGUCAAGCACCUGGAAAAAUAAGGUGGGAAUCAGCGAGCUCCAGGGUUGUCCUAAACUGGGACCAUGUCAAAGCAAUGGAAAAUGAAUCUGAAGUGACAGGAUACAAAGUUUUGUACAGAAACAACAGGCAGAGCAGGACAAAGGUGAUAGAAACCAAUAACACAUCUGUGGAGCUUCUACUCCCCGAUGAUGCUGACUAUAUCAUUGAAGUGAAGACCUUCAGCGAUGGAGGAGAUGGAAUUAGCAGUGCUCAAAUCAGGAUCCCCAGAAUGUCAUAUCCAGACGGUGGAAAAAGUGGAGCCUCAGCAUCGAACACUUGUACAUUGUCAGCCUUUAGUACGAUAGUGCUAUCUUUGUCAGCCAGAUCAGCAUUAUGGUGAAAACAUACACUGACUUACCUGACAUCCUUUAAUCAGUCAAAGAUCUAAAGACUUGUAAUGAGUAAAUCUACAAAUUUUGCUAUUGUGCAUUUACUGACCCACCAAUGUUAUCUUUUCCUAUAAAUCUUUAUGACUGUACAUUUUGUCAUUUCAAAUUUAUGUGGACAAACCAGUAAUUACCAGUACAAUUCAUGCAACAGGUUAAAUUAAGACAUAUGUUCUUUGCCUGAGGUUUUGUUUGGGUUUUUCAAAUGCACUAAAGUCAACAUCUGAAAAACAUCAGACACUUGAUGUAACCAAAGCGUACAAUCUAAUGGUUUGCGUAUAAUGUACAGAUGGCUAUAUUUAUACAUGUGAAAUGUUCAGUAUUUUGAAAUUAUUAUUUAGCACAAUUUUUUUAAGUAUCUUGGAAUGUGUUGUUGGUUUUAACAUUGUAAUACAAUUUUCAAAUUUGUCACCUGUACCAGAAAUCAUUGUUGCCUGUAUGAAAAUAGGAGAUUUAACCAGAUAACAUUGGUGCAGUAUCUAUACCUUAACUGACAAAGAUUUCUCUGGAAUAUCCAGGCGCAGUCAUAACAAAUGAAAAAUAAAACGUAUGUACUCACUUCCACAUUUCACAACUAUUGAUGACUUCCUAUGAUUUGAAAUGCAUUAUAUUUUUGUUGCAGCAAGCCAACCUGGAUUAUCUAGUAUAUUCUAAUGUAGUAACAAGCAAUGAAGUUUAAUUAAAAUAUAAUGACGAACAAGGCUAAAAUUGAUUGUUAGGUAUGCAUUGGUCAAGUGUAAUAUGCAGCAUAUUUACAAAGUCUAUAGCUGGGGGAGGGGGAGAAGUAAGACAACAGAUGAAAAAGGUGAAAUAAAUCAAAUCUGUGAUGUUGCAUGUGAAGGUGCAUUUAUUUUUCUGUUAAAUUAAUGUACAUAAGUCUUACAGUGCAUAUUUGUAAAUAUACAUCAGGAGCAACAUCAUUUUACAAUAAGCUGUUACUAGAUUAGCUGUAAAGGUGAGCUGGUCAGUUUGAUUACCGGAUUGAAUCUAAAUGGUUGUUAUAGUCUUUUAAAAGUUUGAUCUACUUUCAGAAAAAUAAUUGUUUACAACUAUGUUUUUUAAACUUCAAAUCUGUUUUAUAUUUUUCAUUUGUCUGUUAUGACUGGCCACUGUUAAUGUAGGCAGCAGUAUUUACAUUUAAAUAUUGUUUGCUUAAUUCUGUAAAUAGUAAUUUGACAAAAAUCCUUUGAAAUAAAUCUGCCUUGAAACAGUUUUCCCCCAUUAUCAUCCUCUUAAUAAUCCCCAUAGAAUACUAUUUUCUAUCUGUCGUAAAUAACAGUUUUUCACGAUCCUAUCUUUUUGCCAAAGGAUCAAGACAAAUAUUAGAAGCCAAGUUUGGGAGAUGUACAUUUAUAGUUUAGGUACAGGUUCAUAUUUAGAAUUAGGAUUGUAAUAUAAAUGGCAUUGUAUGAACAAGACUCAGUUUAAAUAUAAUGUCCGCAUAGGGCUAUAAAUAUGCACAUGUUUUGAACUCCCGUGGCAAUGUUCACAGGUAAUUUGGUUUCUGAUCUUUGCCAUGGCACCACUGAGGCCUAAAUGUGAGACCAAUUCAUUCAUCCCUGUCACACAUUGGCUCAGACAUUCCUAUACAAGUGACAGUGAAGCUAAUGUACUCUCUGUAACUUGCACUACUUCAGCUGAGGAGGAGGAGGAGGUACAGAGUUGAAGUGAAAAGUUACUGAUCCAGUUACAAACAUGCAUCAGUAGCUCUGCUGAAAUGGCGUGUUGCUGUCCGGCUCAUCAUUGAAAUGCAUUGAACAUUGUAAAAUUGCUGCUUUUGUCGUAGUUGCAAAUUAAACUUCAGAGAAAUUUAAA